AAAGAAGGAAAUUACUGGGUGGUGCAUGCCUUUAUUCCCACCCAGCACUUAGGAGGCAGACAAAUCUGAGUUCGAGGCCAUCCUGGUCUACAAAGUGAGUUCAAGGACAGACAGCCACAGCUAUAUAGAGAAACCCUCCUUGAAAUAUUUAAAAAAGAAAGAAUGAAUUCAUUAUUUUCAUUUUAGAUUCUUAGUUUGAUAAAUUUUCCAUGUGAUUACUACUAUUUACAUUUCUUUUGUUAUUGUUUUUCAUAUAUAUUCAGUCAAAAAUACAAAAGUAUUUUGUUUACUCUAUGUAGUCCUUUUUUUAAAAGGCUUUUUAUUUAUUUAUUCAUUUAUUUAUUUGCUCUUUUAAGAUAGGGUCUGUCUGUGUAGCACUGGCUGUUCUGAACCUAACUCUAUAUUCCAGGUGGGCCUUGAACUCCACUGCCUCUGCCUCUUGAGAGCUGGGGUUAAAGGAGUGCACCACCAUCGCCCAUCCACCCUAUCUAGUCUUAAGGUAAAUAUAUAUGUGAAAUUUUUUUUUAAAAAAGUAAUAAAAUUAAGUAUAGUUAAUAUACUAGUGGAAUACGAGGUGGAGUUGCUCAAGAAUUUAUGGCUCAGAAUUCCUUGUUUUUGUUUCCUUUGUGUUCUUAUAAGUCUUUGCUGUUUUGGAAUUUUCUCCCAAUUAUCUUUGAACCAAAAAGCACUGGAAUAAAGAUAUAUUUGUUGUAAAAUGUUAUUCCGCAUAGUUUUAAGUAUUUAUAUUUAUAGAAGUCAACUGAUAGAAAGGUAUACUUUUAAAGAGGGCAGGGCUAGGGCUGCUCUCUCAUGGUGAUAAGACUUUUGCCCUGAAACUGUAGACCUCAAGAACAUUGAUAGGCAAAACUAAUAUAUACUAGAUGUAUUAUGUUCGCAGAGCUAACAACAACAACAACAAAAAAAAAACUAUUAUAAGUUUAAGCCAAAAGGAACUUGGUGCUUAGGAUAAAUUUCUUACUGUGAUAUUAUACACUGAUGCAGAGAGUAGUCUAUUUUGGGAUGGGGAGAGGGUGUGUGAAGUGCCUGCCAUGGACGUAUAACGUGGAUCUGUGCACUAAUGUAGAAACUCAAAUGUAUGGCGGGAGUUAACUAACUGGAAAGCACUAGUUUAGUGAGACCCUGUCUCAAAGUAAAAGUUGGAGAGCAGCUGCCUCUGACAGGCGCUAGCGCACGCGCGCACGCACGCACGCACACACGCACACACACACACACACACACACACACACACACACACACACACACACACACUCGUGCGCGAGUAGUAGAUUCACAUGUGGAGGUUAGAGGAUAGAUAACCUCAGGCGUUUUGUCUUCUGCUUUGUUUGAGACAGAUGAUUCACUGCUCUGUAUAGGAUGAGCAUCUGGAGAAUCUCUUGCUUUCUUUCCAUUUUGCAGUAGGAGUGCUGCAUGUCUAAUUUUCCCUGAGUGCUGGGAAUCCCUAGCAAGCACUUUGCUCACUGAGCAUCUCUCCAGGCCUGUUUGUUUGUGUUUUAAAUUUUAUUACCUCCCACCAUUUUCCGGGUAGGGUACAAGUGCCAUGACUGUGUGGCAGUCUUCUAGCCUGUGUGGUCUAGGACUUGAACUUAGUAGAUAAGGUUUGGUAGCAAGGAUCUUUAGCUAUUGAGCUAUCUUACUGGCCCACUAUUUGCUUGUUUUUAGGGCAAGGUCUCAUUACAUAACCAUAGCUGGCCUAGUAGUCCCUAUGUAAUGGAGGUUGUUUUGAACUCAGAGUCUAAAAUUUUUUUUGGAUAUAGUGGCUGUAUUGCUGUUUUAACUUUAAUCAUUGUACGGAUUUCUAGUCUAGGAAUAUCUUACUAGUUUGUGUGUGUGUUUGUGUAUGUGUAUAUGUGUGUGUGUGUGUGUGUGUGUGUGAGAGAGAGAGAGAGAGAGAGAGAGAGAGAGAUUGAUUGAUUGAUUGAUUGAUUGAUUGAUUGAUUCUGGCUGUCCUGAGGUUUCUCUCCAGGAUAGAAUGUUUGAAUUUGGUAAUUACUACACAGCAUCAUCUUUUUUUUUUCCUUUUUAAAAAAAAAAAGAUUUAUUCAUUCAUUCAUAUUCAUUCAUUCAUUCAUUCAUUCAUUCAGUAUACAGUGUUAUGCCUGCAUGUAUGCCUGCAUGCCAGAAAAGGGCACCAAUCUCAUUAUAGAUAGUUGUGAGCCACCAUGUGGUUGCUGGGAAUUGAACUCAGGACCUCUGGAGGAACAGUCAGUGCUCCUAACUCCAUCUCUCCAGCCCUUGUUGUUUGUUUUGUUUCUUUUGUUUUGUUGGGUUGUCGAUACUGUUGUUGUUGAAUCAGGGUUUCUCUGUCAAUAGUUUUGACUACUUUGGAACUUGCUUUGCAGACCAGGUUGGCCUCAAACUCAGAAAUUUGCCUGCCUCCAGAGUAUUGGGAUUAAGGGCAAGUACCACCAUGCCUGGCCACAAAUGAAAAUUUAAUGGCAGUUUAAAAUGGAAGACCCUUGUAGAUACUCUGAUAGACAUGUCUAUUCUUCCUAACCAAAGUCAAUAAAAUUUCUCCAAGAUUAGUAGAGCGCUUGCCUAGGAACCGCAAGGCCCUGGGUUCGGUCCCCAGCUCCAAAAAAAAAAAAAGGAUAUUUAGAGGCUGGAGAGAUGGCUCAGUGGUUAAGAGCACUGUCUUCCAGUGGUUCUGAGUUCAGAUCCCAGCAACCACAUGGUGGCUCACAACCAUCUGUAAUGGGAUCCGUUGCCCUCUUGUGGUGUGUGAAGAGAGUGACAGUGUACUCACAUGCAUAAUAUAAAUAAUCUUUUUAAACAAUAGGAGAUUUAAAAUAAAAACAAAGUUAAUCAGGAGCAUAUGUGACAAAACAUGCCCAUAAGACCUGUAGCUGGGGGAUCAGGAGUUAAAGCUAUCACCACCUAUAUAGCAAGUGUGAGGCCAGUCUAUUUCCAAAAAGCACAGUUGCAGAGGUGCGUGAGAUAAUUCAGUUGAGUUACUAAGAUCCACAUGGUAGAGGGGAUAACUAACUACUGCUAGUUGUCCUCUGAUCUCCACACGUAUGCAUGAUAUGGCAUGCCCUCCUCUCCCACAUAGCCUAUUAUGAAAAUUUUUAAACACUCAAAAAUUACAAAAAAAGGAUUGAAAAUGAAAUUGAGUGGGUUUACUAUGUAUUAGACACUGCUAAAAUAAAUAGUAUCCCAUGUCAAGGACUAGCUUCUAGUGAAUUGUGUUCCUGGAACCAAAUUCAUCUUGAAACCUUGGCUAAUUUUGACUAUAAGGAGUAGGGCUCAAUAUAAUACGAGUUCCUAUCUUGCUUUAAAAAGUAUAAGUAAGUUCAGUUGGAUCCCGGCAGCAGCUGCGGCGGCUCUGUUCUCUAGCUCUUUUCUGUCUCCCUUUUGUUUCUGGAAACAUGGCCUCUGGUGUGGCUGUGUCUGAUGGAGUCAUCAAGGUGUUCAAUGACAUGAAAGUUUGCAAGUCUUCAAUGCCAGAAGUGAAGAAACACAAGAAGACAGUGCUCUUUUGCCUGAGUGAGGACAAGAAGAACAUCAUCCUGGAGGAGGGCAAGGAGAUUCUGGUAGGAGAUGUGGGGCAGACUGUGGAUGACCCCUACACCACUUUUGUCAAGAUGCUGCCAGACAAGGACUGCCGCUAUGCUCUCUAUGACGCAACCUAUGAGACCAAGGAGAGCAAGAAGGAGGACCUGGUAUUCAUCUUCUGGACCCCUGAGAGUGCACCCCUUAAGAGCAAAAUGAUCUAUGCCAGCUCCAAGGAUGCCAUCAAGAAGAAACUGACAGGAAUCAAGCAUGAAUUACAAGCUAACUGCUACGAGGAGGUCAAGGACUGCUGCACCCUGGCAGAGAAACUAGGUGGCAGGGCUGUCAUUUCCCUGGAGGGCAAGCCUUUGUGAGCCACCUCCAGCCCCUUCCUGGAGCAUCUAGCAGCCCCAGACCUACUCUUGGGUGUUGCAGGCUGCCCUUUUCCUGCUAGAUUGGAGGGGCUGGGGGAAUUCCAGCAGGGGGAGGGUUAUCCCUUCUCCCCAGUUGCCAAACAUCCCUCCCACCCCCCUGGACCGUCCUUUUCCCUCCAUCCCUGAUGGUUCUGGCCUUCCCAAACUGCUUUUGAUCUUCUGAUUCCUCUUGGGUUGAAGCAGACCAAGUCCCAUCCUAGGCACCCAGUUUGGGGGGAGCCUGUAUUUUUUAACGACACCCCUACUCCUCAUCCUCCCAUCCCAUGCUGCCAACUUCUAACCAUAAUAGUGACUCUGUGCUUGUCUGUUUAAUUCUGUGUGUAAAUGAACUGUGGAAAUGACCCUCCCUGUACCAGCUGGUUGCCCUCCCCUUUCCCUUGAUCUUGGCCACUCAUGGAAGCAGGACCAGUAACGGACCUUCAAUUUAAAAAAACAAAAAACAAAUAAAACCAAUAAAAAGGCUAAUUAACAAAAAAAAAAA
This is a messenger RNA of Rattus norvegicus (Norway rat), 4425 nucleotides long. NCBI's taxonomy places the organism in Eukaryota, Metazoa, Chordata, Mammalia, Rodentia, Muridae. The record is from RefSeq and is a predicted model, not a curated record.